Dreissena polymorpha is the source of this 966-nucleotide messenger RNA. RefSeq lists its product as uncharacterized. The transcript has 2 exons. Bases 265 to 777 code for a protein of 170 amino acids. Lineage: Eukaryota; Metazoa; Mollusca; Bivalvia; Myida; Dreissenidae. The record is from RefSeq and is a predicted model, not a curated record.
CAUCUGCAACUAUGCGGAAGAAUUCGGAAUUCCACAACCUGCAGCUCCGCGUGGGAGAGACGAUACGGCACCGAUAUACCUACACAGCGGUACAACGAAAAUGAACAUUUAUAAGCUGUACAAAGCAAGCUGUCAAGAGGCUGGCGUGCGUUUCGUCGAAAAAAGCUCCUCUCAGUCAAUAUGGAGUGCCUGCAUCCCACAUAUAAAGGUUGCCUCCGCUAGAGACGAUGUGUACGCGACCUCGGAGAAGCUGCGAAGAAAAAUAUGAAUUCGGUAUCGGAAGAGGACAAACUAGCUUCCACUGAAGAAAUGCAUAGUCAUAUUGUUUUGGCACAAAAAGAAAGAGACCUUUACAACAGUCUUCUUAAAAAAGCAAAAGAAACGUCACAUUUAUGUUCAGCUGAACGAUCAAACAACUUCACGUUUGAUUUCGCGCAAAGUGUAGGUAUACCGCACCAGGCACGACAGAUGUGGCCAUUGCAUUUCGCAUCGUUAAGAAAAGUCCACAUGUUUGGAAUGAGAAUUGAUGGACAAUCAUGUCAAUUAAAUUUUCUCAUCGACGAAAAUGAGAGCAUCGGUGCAGAUGGAACUAAUGCCCAGGGACCAAACGCUGUCAUCUCGAUGAUAGACUACGUGCUCAACACCAAUGGAUGCGAUGAUCUCUCGUGCACAAUACACGCCGAUUAUUGUUCGGGUCAAAACAAAAAUCAGUUUGUGCGUGGGUACUUCGCAUGGCGAGUCCUGACACGGCGCCUGACACUUCAAUCGAAUAUAUGAUGCAGGUUCCGGGUCAUUCACGAUGUUUGGUAGAUAGUGGGUUCGCCCAUAUCAAAAAUCUGUACAGGUAAUAAACCUUAUCGUUGUUAUAAGUUAACAUUUAUUAUAUUAAUAACGAUUACUUAAAUAUGUUACUAUUAGAAAAACACAUAGUAUUUUUACAAGUUUUAUUUGUAACAUAAAUAUACA